Lodderomyces parapsilosis is the source of this 381-nucleotide messenger RNA. Its product is annotated as RNA binding protein. Gene Ontology annotation, cellular component: box C/D methylation guide snoRNP complex; nucleolus; U4/U6 x U5 tri-snRNP complex. Gene Ontology annotation, molecular function: RNA binding. The transcript has a single exon. The coding region runs from base 1 to 381 and encodes 126 amino acids. Gene Ontology annotation, biological process: ribosome biogenesis; mRNA splicing, via spliceosome; maturation of SSU-rRNA. The record is from RefSeq and is a predicted model, not a curated record. Lineage: Eukaryota; Fungi; Ascomycota; Pichiomycetes; Serinales; Debaryomycetaceae.
AUGUCAGCACCAAACCCAAAGGCUUUCCCAUUGGCCGAUUCAGCUUUAACUCAACAAAUUUUGGAUGUCGUUCAGCAAUCACAGAAUCUUAGACAGUUGAAGAAAGGAGCCAACGAAGCCACCAAAACUUUAAACAGAGGUAUUUCCGAAUUCAUUAUCAUGGCUGCUGAUACUGAGCCAAUUGAAAUUUUGUUGCACUUACCAUUGCUUUGUGAAGAUAAGAACGUUCCCUAUGUCUUUGUUCCUAGCAAAGCUGCUUUGGGAAGAGCUUGUGGUGUUUCUAGACCUGUUAUUGCUGCAUCUGUAACAACUAACGAUGCUUCGUCCAUCAAAAACCAAAUUUACGGUAUCAAAGACAAGAUUGAAACUUUGUUGAUUUAG